AUGGCGGAAGCGGCAGCGGCGUUGCUCAAGGAAUUUGAAGCAGCCAAGCGCGAAGUCGAAUCUGCUCGACAGCAUGUAGAAGAAACGCAGAAGGCUUACGAACGAGAACGAGAGCGGUAUGCAGCGGCAGUAGAGACUAAGAAGUCGUAUGCCGACGAAGUGGACGUCCUGGCAAAGAAAUUGGACAUCACGUUGUCCGAGGUCACGAUGCAGCCGGAAUAUAUUGUUGAGUUUCAGGCGAACAUUGGAUGCUACCAGUGCUACGUGCAUGUCGACAUGAGUUCUUCGUCGACCGUGCCGUACCUGCAGCUCGGUUCGACGUCAAACCGUGUCGAGUUGCGCACGAGUCCAGAGCACAUUCUCGUCGACGUGGCCUUGGAUCACGCCGUGGACCUUGCUUCCAGCGUUGUGCGCGUGCAGAAAGAUCAUGUGCAUGUUCGUAUUCCGCUCACGUCCGCGUCCAAAGAAAACCGCCAGUCGACAAUGACAGUCGGACUCACUGCGCGAUCCAUUCCCCGGGCGCAACUCGACGUCCAAGAGUACGCCCAUUUGCACUGCCGAUGCUGCCAAGCGAACCUCAUGACCGACUCGGAGACUCCAUGGACCAAGGCGUUGCCCCUCCCAUCGUCCAACUGGAUGGAAAUGGUUGACUUUUGGGGAGCGGCGGAAGGGGCGUUUGAGCAUAUUCCGAGGGACGGCAUCGACGCCGCCGCGGGUCGCAUCUACGUCGGAUCGGCCGACCUGUUGCUGCAUCGUUCGAACGUGGGCAAUGUCGUGGUGGCCACACCCGAACCUUCCAUCUCCUCCACACAGCCCACCCAAGCGGCGUCCAUCAAGGCCGUGCUUUUGUGCGCGAAGUGCUCGACUCCGCUCGGGUCCCUCCAAAAUGGAACCAACGUCCGCCUGUUCAAGCACUGCCUCGACACCACAGCCUCCAUCUUUCACUCGUACACGAGCGACUCGGUGCUCGUGGUGCAGAUGCUCGAAGUGAUCGAGGCGGAUGGGUUUUUCCGCUUUGACGUGGUAGACGAGGCCGCCGCCGACGGCGCCCGACGCCUGCGGGUGCAAGUGCUGAGCUGGGACGCCACCAUCCAAACGUCCGAGUUCCCGACGCCCCAGAAGGUGCUCAAGGUGCUCUUUGCCGUCGAGAAGAUAGGACCUAACGAGUCUGACCUGCCGUCGAAGGAGCUGACUGCGACCACGGCCUUGAUCGACGACGUGGUCGAACGGCUACAACGCAGUGCCACGCUCUUGCCUUCCUCCGUCGUAGCUGGCAUGAGCAAAGGCUCUAUUGGGUUCUUGUUUGGCUAA
This is a messenger RNA of Aphanomyces astaci, 1311 nucleotides long. RefSeq lists its product as hypothetical. The transcript is spliced from 2 exons. Gene Ontology annotation, biological process: protein monoubiquitination; protein polyubiquitination; protein autoubiquitination. Gene Ontology annotation, molecular function: cyclin binding; ubiquitin conjugating enzyme binding; ubiquitin protein ligase activity. NCBI's taxonomy places the organism in Eukaryota, Oomycota, Saprolegniomycetes, Saprolegniales, Verrucalvaceae. Bases 1 to 1311 code for a protein of 436 amino acids. Gene Ontology annotation, cellular component: cytosol; ubiquitin ligase complex; nucleus. The record is from RefSeq and is a predicted model, not a curated record.